Molecule: messenger RNA, 2498 nt
Organism: Dryobates pubescens (Downy woodpecker)
Lineage: Eukaryota; Metazoa; Chordata; Aves; Piciformes; Picidae
Gene: SLC8B1
Product: solute carrier family 8 member B1
Exons: 15
Coding region: 132-1940 (602 amino acids)
Biological process (GO): calcium export from the mitochondrion; intracellular calcium ion homeostasis
Cellular component (GO): membrane
Molecular function (GO): calcium:sodium antiporter activity
Source: RefSeq, a predicted model, not a curated record
AAUGAUUUAAUUUUCACCUCUCCUCUGCCUUGCCCGGGGGAGCGCGGGAUGGGGGGGGUCCGGGAGUUGUCCCCUCUCUCCCACCCCGGGAGUCGCUGCCUGCAGUAGGUGCCCUCCUAACCCCCCUAGCCAUGGGGCAGGGUACCGUGGGGCAGGGUGCCAUGGGGUCGGCCGGGGUGCUGAGCCUGGCCGGGGUGCUGAGCCUGGCCGGGGUGCUGGCGGGGGACAGCGGGGUGCAGCCAGCCGGGAUCCCGCUGCCGCCGGACCUGGGACGCACGGUGCCCCCCGGGAAGGAUGCUCUGAGCCGGGGCCCGGAUUGCCGGGAGGUGCGGAAACAGAACAGCUCCGAGUGGUGCCGCUUCAUCCGGAGCAGCCCUGACUGCCACCUGGAGGGGGGCUUCCUCGACUACCUCAAUGGGGUCUUCUGUGUCUUCCCUCCCCGACUGCUGCCCCUGGCUGUCACACUCUAUGCGCUCUGGCUGCUGUACCUGUUCAUCAUCCUCGGCGUGACAGCGGAGAAGUUCUUCUGCCCCAACUUGUCGGCCAUCUCCACCAACCUGAAGCUGUCUCACAAUGUGGCAGUGUUCUCCUUGACGUGUCCUCUCCAUGGUGUCACCUUCCUGGCCUUUGGCAACGGAGCACCGGAUGUCUUCAGUGCCGUGGUGGCCUUCUCUGACCCCCGGACGGCAGGGCUGGCCAUUGGGGCCAUCUUUGGUGCCGGUGUGUUCGUGACCACAGUGGUGGCUGGGGGCAUCGCCCUGGUCAAACCCUUCACGGCUGCCUCCAGGCCCUUCCUCAGGGAUGUCAUCUUCUACAUGGUGGCUGUCUUCCUCACCUUCAUGGUCCUCUACUUUGGGAGGAUCACGCUGGGAGAGGCUCUGGGUUACCUGGGGCUGUAUGUCUUCUAUGUCUUCACCGUGGUGCUCUGCGCAUGGCUUCACCGGCGGCAGCGGCAGGAAGGGCUGGCCCCCCCUGGAUCCUGGGAGCCAGAGGCACCAACAGAUGCUGAAGAGCAGGAGUCCUCAGGCACAAACAGUGGGGACUAUGGUGAGGAGUACCGGCCCCUGCUCCCCUCCCAGGACACCUCGCUGCGCAUCCUCACCGCUGCCCUCAGCCCCUUGGACUACCGCAAGUGGAGGAGGAAGCCCUGGUACUGGCGGCUCUUCAAGGUCUUCAAGAUGCCUGUGGAGCUGGUGCUGCUGCUCACCGUUCCUGUUGUGGACCCUGACAAGGAAGACCUGAACUGGAAGAGACCCCUCAACUGCCUGCACAUCCUCACCAGUCCCCUGCUCUGCGUCCUCACCCUGAAGUCAGGCACCUAUGGGCUGUACCAGAUCCAGGGUGUCUUCCCAGUCUGGGGACUGGUCAUACUGAUUGGCUUUGUCCUGGCCUUCAUCACCUUCAUCACCACAAGCAACGAUGAGCCACCCAAGUACCACUGUGUGUUUGCCUUCCUUGGGUUUCUGGCCAGUGCCAUGUGGAUCAACGCUGCAGCCACGGAGCUGGUGAACAUCCUCCGGACCUUGGGCAUCAUCUUCCAGCUGAGCAACACCGUGCUGGGCUUGACACUGCUGGCCUGGGGCAACAGCGUUGGUGACACCUUCUCUGACCUCACCAUGGCACGGCAGGGCUAUCCCCGCAUGGCCUUCUCUGCCUGCUUCGGGGGCAUCAUCUUCAACAUCCUGGUCGGUGUGGGACUGGGCUGCCUGCUGCAGAUGACCAGCAGCCAGCCAGUGGUGAAGCUGGAGCCUGACAGCCUCCUGGUCUGGAUCCUCGCUGGGGCCCUGGGGCUGAGCUUGGUCUUCUCCUUCGUGUCUGUGCCAGCGCAGUGCUUCCAGCUGGGCAAGGCGUAUGGCAUCUGCCUCAUCCUCUACUACUUGGCCUUCCUCUGUGUGGCCCUGCUGACCGAGUUCAGGGUGAUCCAUCUCUCCAGCCCCUGACCAGCAGGACAUGCACAGGCAGCCCUGGCUCUCGCUCUGCCUCCCCACUGGAUCAGGGCCUCGCUGUUCCCUUUCCCUGUCCCUCCCACGGGAACGAGGGCACCUCGACCUCAACCCCACCACGUGCCAGCCCAGCCCUUGGCCUUCACUUUCUGGAGGGUAGGAGCCUGGCUGUGCUUUGGGAAGGGAAGAGGAGCUGUUAGUCCUUAGCUAUGUCCUGUCCCUGCUCUGUAUAACCUGGUUUAAAGGUGGAUCUGAGCUGGGGUGAGGUUAACACCUCUGCUUCCUCCAGUCCUGGGGGCAAGGCCGGAGGAGAAGGCAGCUCCAGCCUGUGGUCACAAAAGGAGAAGGUUUUUACCUCUUCAACCUCUUCCACUUUCCCAUCUCCAUCCUGGCUGCUCUGGGGCAGGGCUAGGGCAGCUGUGCUACAGGGGGUAGCUCUGUGAAGGGCUGAGCAUGAGCUUGGGGGUGCAAGGGACACGAUGCGUUCACACCACCCUUGCAGCAGAAGCAAAGUGAGAUGGGGUUAAGGUGAGAAAAAGCAAGCAAAGCUGGAGG